ACUGUAGUCGACUCCCACUCGCCGGGCAGCACAGACAGGGCAUUAUGUGGACGAGUACCAGCUGGUACCACGGGCUCCUCAUCCUCCUCGGGACUUCAUUUGCUGGUGCCUCUGAAAUCAGGACAUGGAACUGAAAUUGAAGAGCAAACCUGUGAACAGUCUCCUUGGAUGCAUCGUCGCCAUCUGCUUUUGUACAGUUUGUGCGGCUCAAAGACUUUGCACGGUGCCUCCUGGUCCCGUGUCGGUCUCAGAAAACAACACGGCUGAUGUCCAGCUGGUACAAGUCCGCUCCAGCAGUGAUGUGACACUGACGGUCACAGUGAACCCUGAAGAUCUGUUCUACCUGAGGGGAAAUGCCCUGAUGGUGAAGAAAGGCCUGGACUACGAGUCAUUGUCCAGUGCAACUCUGGUGGUGUGGGUGCAGUGCCGCAGAGCUGGCUCCAGAUCUGUGAACGAGUCUGUUGAGGUCCUGGUUGAAAAUGUAAAUGAUAACCCCCCAAACUUUGCACAAAACCACUACGUACUAGAAGUGAAUGAGCUCACUGCGAUCAACUCCAGCGUUGGACUGAUAGAAGCUACAGACGUUGACUCAGAGCCGCUGUUCUAUCGCCUGGAGUCAGCAACAGAUAAAUACUUCCGCUUGGAGAACAUCAACACGCCAAAGAUUCUUGUGAAAAGCCUCUUAGACUACGAUGUCGUACAGAAGAUCUCUCUGAUUUUACAUGUGCAGGACACAUUCAAUGGUUCGGCCUCCAACGAGCCGUUCUUCACCUCUGUGGCCACAAUCACGGUUCAAGUGAGGGACGUUGAUAACCGGCCGCCGUGGUUUCAGCCAUGUCUGAGGACAAACUUGGGGAUCGCCAAACUGUGUGUGAGCAGCGGCUACAGAGGGAGAGUGAACCUGACGGAGAAAGAGGAAGGGCCGCUAGUGCUGGAGCCCGGCCCCGUGUUCGCCAAGGACGGAGACAAGAACCGGAGCGAGCAGAUCAGCUACAGGAUCCUUCGAGGGAAUGAAGGAAACAUUUUCCAGAUUGAUGAAGACACAGGAAACAUCACCAUGGCUAAAGCAGCUGAUAUUGUCGGCCCGAUAACUCUCACUGUUCUGGCAUCUCAGGUGACCAACAGGGAUCAGUUUGCGGUGACACAGGUGACCAUCGAGGUGAUGAAGAAGAGCAGGAACCCUCCUCGCUUUGAGAAGGAGCGAUACGAAGGAUUUAUCUACAGCAACUCUGUCCCUGAGAGCAUGAUCCUCCGAGACCGAAGCUCCAACCGGCCCUUCAGGGUCCGAGCCCGGGACGAGGACUUCGCCACUGGUGUGAAUCCAGAUGUGAAAUACGAGGUUCAGUACAGCAGCUACGUCAACGUGACCUCAGACGGUUUUAUGAUCCUGAAGAGAGUUGUGAAGACGGAGUCAUUCGCACUUCAGCUCAGAGCGGUGGAUACGACAACGGGGGAGUUUGGCACAGCAGCGCUCUCUGUUCAGGUCAUACCUGCUGUGGCCACCCCAUCCCCCUCAAACAUCGGCUACCGUCCGGGCGACAUGGCUCUCCUGGGUCUGAUCAUGGCGGCUGUGCUGGUCCUCUGCCUCAUUGUGAUUGGCUUUCUGAUUUCCCGCUUGUGGAAGGGAAACAACAGUAUGGACAAAAUAUGUGAGUGCCUAGGGCCCUGUCUGAAGUCUGACCAGCCUCGGACCGGCCACAGGGACUCCCUGCAGUACACCAACGACGGCUUCCAGAAUGAGGGCGACCACAGCCGCGGGGGUUCCAGGCGCUGGAACAACGCUCUCCCCAGACGGAGCACCUUCCCCCAGGCGCGGAGCCGCGUCAUUCCCCUCGAAAGACGGAGCCGCCACUGCUCCUCCUGUGGCGUCUACACCAACCACGUCCCCAAAGGGAGCCCCUCUGCGAGAACAGCCAGGAGGAGCAGAGGAGACGGGGAUGAGUACAGCAUGAGGUCGAUCCUGACCAAGCAGAGGAGGAGGGAAGGUCAGAAGACGGUGUGGUUCAAAGAGAGCGAGGACUCCUCGGACAUCGAGGUGGAGAUUAUCCCAGACACUGUGGGCCGGGUGGAGGAGGAGACUGAGGAGGAGCUGGAGGUGGAGAUGGAGGGGGUUGUCAGAGACCCGGCUGCCCCGCUGAGAGAGUCUGACAGCGGACAGGAUAGCCAGAGCACAGGGUCCAGCGAGGAGCAGGACCGUGGAAACACCAGCUCAGAAAAAGAGAAAGGAGCCCAGGAGCAGGAGGGCUGACGUCAGAGGUCAGAUGUCGAACUCAAGUCAGAGAAAACUGAGCAGAACACUGUUUGUUUUCUUGUCACUUUUUGGAGACUGUGGCCCACAGCAGAGGUCUCAGGAUCUCAGGAUCACUGGCAAACCUCAAGAACGGAUUCAAGCAUCCAAAAAGUUUUUAUUUUCUACUGUGAGUACCUCAGAAUAAUGUCUGAGGUCAUAACUUUACACAAUGUUUAAAAAUAUUUACUUGUCUCUAGUCUUGGCCAAAUAUAUAGUAUGAAAGUGCAUGGAGCGCAAAUUUCAAGUCUGACAUCACAACAUAUAAAGUUUAGUGUAAUGGCCUGGUAGUGUGUGUUUGGGAAUCUCUGAUUUGCGUAAUCUGGCACGACCGCUGGGUGAAUUAAAUCAGACUUCUCUGUAGUGAUGUCACUAUGUUCUCAAAUCUCAGCCAUGAGUUUGGUGAGUACAGUGUUAUCACAGCUGAAAGGAAGGGCACUCAAAUCCUCUAAAAUAAGACCCAGUUGUAAUCAAGUGUCUUGUGAGCAAUGUUGCAAAUCAAUAUUUUAGAUUACUUGCCACCAUUUUCCAAUAAGGCACAAUUUAUAAAGGGUUUACAUAGUACGUUGCAACUAAUAAUUAUCUUCAUUAUCAAUUAAUCGUGUGAUUGUUUACUGUAUAUAUAUUUGGUGUAGUGUGUGUUAUUGUAGUUACCACUGGCUGCAUAACACAAUUUCCUAUACAGGCUACUUUUUAGAGCAGUGAAGAAGAAUCUAUUUCUUGGAAAACUGCCAUCAGAUUGGUGCAUAGACUCACAUACUCGCCAAUACCUGAUCGAGUAUUUUAGGCAUCUCUGAUACUAGUAUCAGCACCAGAACAAUUCUGGUGAAGUCUGACAUCUUUGGAUUGAAAAAAAUGACCGAAACGAUUAAAUCCAUUAUUAAAGUGCCAGUGACAAUGACUAAUCGUUGCAGCUUUAGUUGUAACUAAUGGCCUUUUUAGUUAUUAAUAAAUGUUUUCAGAGCAGUUUUAAGUCAUGAUCAAAAACUUUUGAGUUGCUAGGCAACAAUUCUUUUCAUUUGAACCCCCUCCAUCAUGAGUUUAAAGGCCUUUGAGGCAGAUUUGUGAUUCUGAGUGGUAUAAAUAAAACUGACUCAACUUUCUUGCUGGUAAGUUAUUAAUAAAGGUCAAAGGUUUCAAUUAGUGACUCAUCUGGAAUUAUAUUUGUUAAGUUAUUAAUGAUGUGUUCGUAUAAGGUCUGCACUUAUAAAUGGUCAAAUGGUUCACUGGAGCGUUUUACCUGAAGAACACAUUAGUUUAAUUUAUUAAUCAUUAAUAAACCUGUUAUAAAGGGUGUCUUAUUAGAAACUGGUAACGAUCAGGUUAUUGCAACAUUGGAUUUACAGGAUUUUUGCAUUAUGUGACGAGGUUUAUAAAUAGUUUGUUUAAUUUCCAGGAAACUCACUUUAUCACAGGAAACAAACAUAAAAUGACACAUACUGCAACAGACUGUAUCCUGUUUUAUAACCUUCAGUCAGAUUAAGAAAAACCAAAGGGGCCAAAAGCUGAUGAGUGACUUUCCUGCAGUGAAGCUGGUCGCUGUAAAGCUGUCAUGGUUUCUGUCUCAUCCACUCUGCACACAUGUUCUGUACAAGCUUUACUAAACUGAACCAGUGGUGUCUGGAUUUCAUGGUGAAAAAUAUAUGUGAAGAGAAAAUGUAUCUACUGAAUACUAAACAGCUGAGAGGACUUUUUUAUGUGGUCUGUAUUUUAUUGAGCAUGUUCAGUAAAAUAACUUUUAUGGAUAAAUCUAUGGUUAAUGUAUAGCUGACUUUUUGUACAUUGAUGUAGAGUGUGAGGGAAUAAUAAAGUUUGAGUCUAGG
Messenger RNA from Seriola aureovittata, 4110 nucleotides. RefSeq names its product cadherin-related family member 5a (gene cdhr5a). Gene Ontology annotation, molecular function: calcium ion binding; cadherin binding. Gene Ontology annotation, biological process: cell-cell junction assembly; multicellular organism development; homophilic cell-cell adhesion. NCBI's taxonomy places the organism in Eukaryota, Metazoa, Chordata, Actinopteri, Carangiformes, Carangidae. The transcript is spliced from 14 exons. Gene Ontology annotation, cellular component: catenin complex; adherens junction; membrane. The coding region runs from base 125 to 2248 and encodes 707 amino acids. The record is from RefSeq and is a predicted model, not a curated record.